AUGGCCGGAGAAACGGAGGAGGCGCCCGGAGAGCCUCUGACAGGACCGGGUCGCAAGGAGACGCCUGGCGGGAAGCUGAGCGCCGAGAGCCGGGGUGCGGGCACCGGAGCACCGGCUCUCCGCACUAACUCUCCUCCGCUUGUCAGCCGGGGCCCCUGCCUCGGAGCCCGGCAACUCUCGGCCGUCGCCCGCGCAGCCCCGAGGGCCCCUCGCCUCGCCUCACCUGCACGUGCCGCGCCCCGCGCGCCCCGUCUGGCCGCAGCAAUGAGCGAGCUUAACACCAAAACAUCCCCAGCAACCAACCAGGCACCUGGCCCGGAGGAGAAGGGGAAAGCUGGCAAUGCCAAGAAGGCUGAGGAGGAGGAGGAGAUUGACAUUGAUCUGACGGCUCCGGAAACAGAGAAGGCUGCUCUUGCUAUUCAGGGCAAGUUCCGGCGAUUCCAGAAAAGGAAAAAGGAUCCCAGCUCCUGAAUAAUCAGCCUUGCCCUUCACCCUGCUCCCUUUCUCCCCUUCUCCACAGCUCUGACUCCCAUGUUUCUUUGUCUCUUUGUCCCUCUAGACUCUUGAUGAGGCAAGUUCAACCCUUAUAUAUUAUUUUCUCUGGCCCCCUCAAGCAAUCACAGCAGUAGAGGCACAAGGAACAUGGGGAAGGUGAAGAAUUCAAUUGGCAGCCACUUGCCUAAGGGUGGACCAGUUUCUCCUUGGGUUAAGGCUCCUUGAUCGGUACCUAUGCCUGCCCUAUGAGGCUGAAGAGCAAGAGGCUUUGAGGUUGAGAGAGGGACCCCUGACAAUGUGGGGGGAGGGGAAAGCCUUCAGAGCAGGGCACCCAAGGGUGGGGCAUAUGCACUAUUCUGCUGGUUACAACAUUCACACUUCAGGUCACAUUUUUCCCCCUUCAUAUCCUUCUGCACCACCACCUCCAAUUUCCCUCCUAUGAGCUAAGCCAGUGGGGACUGGAGUCUCCCUUUUCCCUAGGCAGACCUAAAUCGAGCAGCUUCCACAUUAGUGCAUGCUGAGUAGAUUAGUUCCAAGGAAGGGAGAUUGGGACGAGUAGAGGCAAGAAGUUUCCUUCAUCAUCUAGUCUAAGAUCGUAAGGGCCAGAGGUGGAAGAGGUUCAAGGGGCCACAGGCAGGAAAUGGAGCUAGAGUAGAUUUGAGAAGGAAAGA
This is a messenger RNA of Ceratotherium simum simum (southern white rhinoceros), 1166 nucleotides long. It is a transcript of the gene PCP4L1, whose product is annotated as Purkinje cell protein 4 like 1. Lineage: Eukaryota; Metazoa; Chordata; Mammalia; Perissodactyla; Rhinocerotidae. The record is from RefSeq and is a predicted model, not a curated record.